AUGUCUUUUCUAUCACUGCUCCUCAAAGGGCUCGUAGCCCCUACUCUCGCCCUUUCGGUAUAUAUUAUUUUAAACGAAGUACUAAGAUGGCGAAGCCGAAUCAACGGCCUAAAGGGGCCUAAAGGUCUCCCGCUUAUUGGAAAUCUCCUUGAUAUCAAUCGGACAUUCUCCGCUGAGAAAUACAGACAAUGGUCUCUAGACUACGGUCCAGUCUAUCAAGUCCAACUGGGCAACUCUCCGGUCGUCAUUGUCAACGAGACAGAAGAGGCAAAGGCCUUGCUUCUCAACCAGAGCUCUGCAUUCAUUUCUAGACCGGUCUUUCACGUCUUGCACAAGGUUGUUAGUAAGAAUGUUGCGAGUAUUGGUACUUCUCCUUGGAAUGAGAGUUGCAAGUCGCGAAGGAAGGUUGCUGCAGGGGCGCUGAACCGGCCCAAGGUUCAGUCGUAUGAGCCUAUUAUACUACGAGAGACCGAUGACUUUAUCAAGGCCCUGGCUGUCGAAUCGUCAGGCGGUACUGUCGAUGCCGAUUUCACAGCUGCGGUUCAUCGCCUCUCGUUAAAUACGGUGAUGACCCUGAACUACGGGAUAAGAAUUGCCAAAACAACCGACCUCAAGGACGACGCCUUCUACGCCGAAGUCGUUGAAGUCGAAAACGAGAUAUCAAGGCUCCGCUCAACAUCCAGGAACCUGGCUAACUAUAUCCCACUUCUUCGCUUCCUUGAGCCCAUCUUCUGGCGGAAGUCUGCAGCCCACUCUGCAGCCAUUGGGAACCGUCGAAUCGCGUAUAACAAUGAGCUCCUCCGCCGGUUACAAGAUGCGGUUAAUCGGGAUGCCGAAGUGCCCUGCAUCCAGGGAAAUGUCCUGCGGGACCCUGAGGCUGUCGGACUGUCCAAUAAUGAACUUCUCAGUAUUAGUUUCAGCAUGAUGGCAGGCGCAGAUAGCACGCAGCCAACAAUCGGCUGGGCUUUCAUAUUACUCGCCCACCGGCAGGAUAUCCAAACUAUUGCAUUCAAUGAGCUACAGAAAGCUACAGGAUCCCACUACGACCCGUCAGAAACCAAAGACGUCGACUAUAUCCUGGCCCUAGUCAAGGAAGUACUCCGCUUCUAUACGCCCCUGCCACUGUCCAUGCCGCGAGAAACAACAGCCCCUGUUCAGUAUAAACACGCAGUAAUACCCUCUGGGACUAUGGUUUUCUUGAACGCUUGGGCUUGUAAUCACGACCCAGCUCUCUUCUCCAACCCCUGGGAAUUCAUCCCAGAGCGGUGGCUAGGCAACUCCGAAAAGCACGCGCAUCAGUUCGCGUUCGGAUAUGGGUCCCGUAUGUGUGUAGCCUCGCAUUUAGCCACGCGGCUGGUUUACACAGCGCUGUAUCAUGCCAUAGCCAAUUUCGAGAUUCACCCUGCGUCAGAUGCAGUGGAAGAUGAAGUGGAUGCUGUCAAGGGGAUCAAGGAUCCUACGGCAUUGAGUGCGAGUCCAAGGGGGAGCAGGGCUCGGUUUGUUGCUCGGUCUAGGAACGCAAGAUGA
Messenger RNA from Aspergillus versicolor CBS 583.65, 1527 nucleotides. RefSeq lists its product as uncharacterized. The transcript is spliced from 7 exons. The record is from RefSeq and is a predicted model, not a curated record. Gene Ontology annotation, molecular function: monooxygenase activity; oxidoreductase activity, acting on paired donors, with incorporation or reduction of molecular oxygen; heme binding. Bases 1 to 1527 code for a protein of 508 amino acids. Lineage: Eukaryota; Fungi; Ascomycota; Eurotiomycetes; Eurotiales; Aspergillaceae.